Messenger RNA from Nothoprocta perdicaria, 2184 nucleotides. Its product is annotated as A-kinase anchor protein 17B. The record is from RefSeq and is a predicted model, not a curated record. The transcript is spliced from 3 exons. The coding region runs from base 99 to 1847 and encodes 582 amino acids. NCBI's taxonomy places the organism in Eukaryota, Metazoa, Chordata, Aves, Tinamiformes, Tinamidae.
AGCUCCAGAGGAGAGAAGAGAGACAGAUAGAACGAGAUGAAAAACAUCCCCAAGAGCAGCAGAAGGUACCAGCUGAAGAACAGCAGUGGGCAGAGAAUAUGCCUGAAUGGGAAGAAAGGAAAUCCCUGCUAGCUCAGAGAAGAGUGGAGUCUCUCAGACUGCUUACAGUGCUGUUAAACCGAGUGAAAGAUUUUGCACAGUUGGCAAGUCAAAAAGUGGAUCCUUCGUUGGGCCUAAGGAAGGACGAUUCUUUUCCUGAAACAACAUUAAAAGACACACAUCAGGAAGAGAUAAACUCCCGUUGCCAUACGCACAAAGAGUUGAAACAUAAGGAAGAGUUUACGUGUCAGUUAACCCAAAAAAGUAGCGCCUUAUGUAGUGAGGAAGGGGAUUUGACUGGCUUGUGUGCAUCCACCCGUCAUAUAGUCAGGACAGUUUUAAAUGAUCCCAGUMGAGCCCUGACUUGUGAGAGCUUGACGGGCACAGAUGCGUACGACUCCUUUGGCUGUGGAUCUUUACUGAUUACAGUUACACAAGACUGCAAGGUCAUCGAACCUCUCGAUAGAAGGGACUACCCAACACUGAAUGUAGUUCACACACAGACAGUGUCUGAUGAAGACGGCUGCAAAAAGCAAAAGGUCUAUGAGACCGAUGAAUUUAUCCAUUAUUUAUUAAACUACUAUCAGACACCGAGCUAUGCACGCGUUUGCUUAGAGCCAAAAAGCACUGCGAGCAAGUCCUGGUGGAAGAGAGUGGUGUCUSAUGAUGACAGUGGCUUUCAGAUCAGCUUGAGUAACAAACACGGUCAGCRCUUCAGAGAAGUGAGUCUUGUGCAAAACGUCAGCAAGAGAAAUUGUAGUAGAGAUGAUAAUUAUAGACUGCUGAUCAAGGUUGGGGAAUUUGAAACUACAGACACAGUGUGGAAAAGCCAGACCUGUGCAAGUAGGCUUGCAAAAAAAAUUCAAGUACAGAGGAAUGACUCGCUGGCUGUUGAUAACUUACCACGUGCUGGACUGAAUCGCUUUCUGGAUGGCACUACUGCUAGUCAUGAUAAGGAAUUCAGACUAGAAGACAGUAGAGAUGAAGCUACUGUACCAUACCAAAUGUGUAGAUCAGCUUUCAAAUUAAAGGAUUUGUUGGAAGAGAUCAGUGACUCAGAGUGCUUUGGUGAGGCACAUAGUGGUUCGAUGAAGAGGACAGAGAGAAAGUGUGAAGAAAUUCACAGCAAUUGUAAUCAAGGGUGCUUGCUCCCAGGAGAAGGGGAGAGGAAAUUACUGGUUUGUGUUAAAAAUGUAGCCCUGGAAGGUCAAGAAAAGGAAUGCAGCCAAUGUAGCUUCUGUUCUAAUUCUGCCCAUGAGGGAUUGGCAAGGCAGUGUGAACACAAGUUUAAAAAAUCAUACAAGCGGUCUAGUAGUAAAUUAAGACAUGAAGGACAGAAAAGUGAGAGACAAGCCAGGGAAGAGGAGAGGAAUGCUCACAAAAAGAAGAAAAAGAGAAAAAAGCUUUCUUCUAACCUUUUAUCUGAUGAAUAUGGCUUUUCAGAGACAGACAGUUGCAUACAGCUGGAGUCACUCAGAAAGAUACAAAAAAAGUGUAACAAAAUGUUCCACAACAAAAUGAAAUGCAAAGCGCUUCACUCGGUGACAGCAGCUCCGGAAGAUGUUCCCCCUAGUGAUGAUUCACCACUCCAGGGGACCCUCCAGAGGGCAGGAGAUGAGAGGAAGUUAAUACUGAGAAGAGAGGUGGAUGCUGAUGUCAGAGGAUGCCCUCUUUUUCCACUUGAAAUAAUUCAGACCAACCCCUGCUCAGAUACUUUCUGUGGAGCUGAACCUGGAAGAGGAUGCUGAGCAGCUACUGUGUAAUAGCUCUUAAGCUUACUCACAGAAGUGGGAGAAAGUAAGUCCUUUAGUCGUUAAAAGUUAUGUGAAAUACUGGAUUUUUUGUGUGUAGGUAAUUCCUUCUGUAUGGAGGAGUAGAAUAAUCUGACUGGAGUAGUGAGCCAAAAUAUGAGAAUUUUUAUCUGGCUACUGGACAACAAAGGACCAAAAUGUUUCCCAGGGACAGACAAACUUUUGUGGACCAGUUGCUAAGAAUUCAAAAAGUAACAGUUUGAUAUCUUGGAGUUGUACCCAGAUUAAAUCUAGGGUGCAAUGUAAACAUAAAAGUUACACUUUUUGGUAGUAC